UGAGAAACAACGACUGAUCGCAUUAGUCAAAACUGUUUACAGGACAAGUUUCGUGUAGAUAAAAAUUGCAUUCAUUGUAUCAGAGAUAUUUUCAUAUUCAAAUAGGCGAAAAAAGUCUUUGUAAGCACUUUAGCAAACUGUCAUUUAACAUUCACUGAUAAAAAUGAACAUCAAGGAAAGUUUUCUGUUGUGCACAGGUUUGCAAUGGGUUGUACUGGUCUUAACUGUCCUCCUGUUCACCUAUUCGUAACUUUCUUAUUGAGUCAAGAAUUAUUGGAAUGUGUAGAGGAAGUGGAAGAAUGAUCGGUCCAUAUGACUGGAUGUAUCUGGGCUUAGUUUUGGCGUUAGCUUGUGCAUAUAUUAUUUGGGCUGUCAUUUUCACACUCCGAAUUCCACUAUCAGUGCAUAUCAUAUUUGCAGUAAUAACGAAUAUCGCGGUGUCGAUCAUUUGUGGUUUGGAAGCAACUUGUCUUGAAUGGAAAUUGCGUUUGAUUUCACUUGUGUUGGCUACAGUGUUUGCCGUUUUAAUAUUUCUUCCAGCUAUAUUCACGAAGUCAUUCAUACUGUCAAACUUUGCGAUCCAAAUAAUCUGCUCAUCAUUAAUGGGAAUAAUUUUAUUCAUUCUUAUUAUUCUAUUAUGGAUUGGCUUUCAUUUUCAGUUACUUAUUCAAGUAUUGGUUGGUUGUGCAUUGGUGGUUCUGGCGAUAUUCAUCUUUACAAUCGUGAAAUUUGUAUGCUCUGAGAAGACAGACAUAACAACUGGUGGAAGUAUUUUGUUUGCAAGUAUAGCAUUCAGUGUGAUAGCGGUAUCGUAUAUUACCAUCUUGUAUCUGUUUCCCAAACAACUUUACUGUUAGCAGUUUUUUGACCCAGAGCCCGAUUGAUCAACUGAAGAAUUCAGGUGUUUCAUUGUAAACGGAUAUUCCACUUUAUCAGCAUUGUCAGCUACCAGUAAAUGUUUUUUCAUUGAGUGG
Messenger RNA from Trichobilharzia szidati, 974 nucleotides. The record is from the annotation of a GenBank genome assembly. NCBI's taxonomy places the organism in Eukaryota, Metazoa, Platyhelminthes, Trematoda, Strigeidida, Schistosomatidae.